AUGCCCUCACAAAACACAACUCCAACCCAAAGAUCACAGCGCAACAAGCGCAGGCGUGAUGAGGACAACGACAAUCAAGUUCCCACCCCAACCAACUACCGCGACCUCCCCUCGAGCCCCCCUGCGGAACCACAAACCCCCAGUGCCUCCCAGUUGGGCUCGUCGCCGCCCCACUUUGAUUUUGACGAGGAUGAACAAGAGAUCGAGGACGAGGACGAAGAGAUGCGUGCUCGCGGCCGUCACCGCGAUCUGCCCGACAACGACGACGACGACGACGACGACGAGGAAGGCGAGAACCUGUUCGGCGAGGACAUGUACGAGGACUACACAGCAAACGACCGGCUCGACCGGUACUCGGACAUUGGCAUUGAUGACCACUCGUCAGUCGUCGGCGAGAUGACGAGGGCGCAGCGGCAGGCUGCAGAGCGCGAGAUGUCGCGCCGCGAUCGCGGCCUUCCUGGUGUCCGCCGUGCACGCACGCACAUGCCCGAGUUCCUGCAGUCCGAGGACGGCGACGACCUGUCGGGCGACGCGGGUUUACUCUCGGGCAUUACUCGACGCGCGCGCCGCCGCUACGACGAGCUGCCGGCCGAGUUGGCCGAUGAAGAGGAGAUCCCACUCGAGCACCUCGGCGACGUCAAGACGCGUACCGUGUCGGAGUGGGUCGCUAUCCCGCAGGUACGCCGCGCUGUUGCGACCCACUUCCGUACUUUCCUCACGACGUGCACGGACGACAACGGCGCGUCAGUCUACGGCCAGCGUAUUCGCACGCUCGGGGAGACCAACUCGGAGUCGCUCGAGGUCAACUUUAUCCAGCUCGCCGACUCGCGGCCAGUGCUGUCCUACUUCCUCGCCAACAGCCCGCAGGAAAUGCUUGCCAUCUUUGACGAGGUCGCCCUCGAGGCCGUUCUGAUGUACUUCCCCGGGUACAACAACAUCCACUCAGAGAUCCAUGUGCGCAUCAAUGACCUGCCGAGUAAGCUGUCGCUGCGCGACCUGCGGCAGGACAACCUCAACUGCCUCGUGCGCGUGUCCGGUGUCGUUACCCGCCGCACCGGCGUCUUCCCACAGCUCAAGUACGUCAAGUUUGACUGCCAGAAGUGCGGUGCGGUCCUCGGCCCGUUCUACCAGGACGUUCACAAGGAGCUCAAGCUAUCGUUCUGCUCCAACUGCAGUUCGCGCGGCCCGUUCAUGGUCAACUCGGAGCAGACCGUGUACCGCAACUUCCAGAAGCUCACGCUGCAAGAGAGCCCUGGGUCGGUGCCGGCGGGUCGUCUGCCGCGCCACCGUGAGGUCGUGCUCAUGUGGGACCUGAUCGAUGUCGCCAAGCCUGGUGAGGAGAUUGAGGUCACUGGCACGUACAGGAACAACUUUGACGCGGCACUCAACUCGAAGAACGGCUUCCCAGUGUUUGCGACGGUGCUCGAGGCCAACCACAUCACCAAGGCCGAGGACGCGUAUGCGUCGAUCAACAUCACUGCCGAGGAGGAGAAGACGAUCCGGUCGCUGAGCAAGGACGACCGCAUCGUCAAGCGUAUUAUAAAGUCGAUCGCGCCCAGUAUUUACGGGCACGACGAUAUCAAGACGGCGAUCGCACUCUCGCUCUUUGGCGGGUGCGCCAAGGACAUUAACCGCAAGCACCGCAUCCGUGGCGACAUCAAUGUCCUCCUGCUCGGUGACCCUGGUACGGCCAAGUCUCAGUUCCUCAAGUAUGUCGAGAAGACGGCGAACCGCGCCGUGUUCACUACGGGACAGGGCGCGAGUGCCGUCGGUCUCACGGCGUCGGUACGCAAGGAUCCGGUUACGCGCGAGUGGACUCUUGAGGGCGGGGCGCUCGUGCUCGCAGACAAGGGCCACUGCCUCAUCGACGAGUUUGACAAGAUGAACGACGCGGACCGCACGUCCAUCCACGAGGCGAUGGAGCAGCAGAGCAUCUCAAUCUCCAAGGCGGGUAUCGUCACGACGUUGCAGGCGCGCUGCGCCAUUGUCGCCGCAGCCAACCCCAUCGGUGGGCGGUACAACCCGACCAUUCCGUUCCAGCAGAACGUUGAGCUCACCGAGCCCAUCCUGUCGCGUUUCGACGUCCUCUGCGUCGUCAAGGACCCCGUGGACCCGGUACAGGACGAGAUGCUUGCGCAGUUUGUCGUGGGCUCGCACAUGCGCUCGCACCCAGCCUAUGAAGCCCAAGAAGAGAUGACCGUCAACACAGUCCUCGACGCUGACAUUAUCCCGCAGGACAUGCUGCGCAAGUACAUUAUGUACGCCAAGGACAAUGUGCGCCCCAAGCUCUACCAACUGGACCAGGACAAGCUUGCUCGGCUAUACGCAGACCUGCGCCGUGAAUCUCUCGCCACUGGCUCAUUUCCCAUCACAGUCCGCCACCUCGAGAGCAUGAUUCGCAUGUCGGAAGCCUCUGCCAAGAUGCACUUGCGCGAAUUCGUACGCUCCGACGACAUCGACUUGGCUAUUAGGGUGACAGUCGGCAGUUUUGUCAACGCCCAGAAGAUGAGUAUCAAGAAGAGCCUGGAGCGCGGAUUCCGGAAAUACGUGACGGCCUCUAGCGACGCCGACGAAUUGCUCAACUUCCUCCUCGGCCAACUUGUCAAGGAACGGGUACAGCUGCACUGGAACGUGCGUGGCGAGAUGCCGCCGUCUGUCGAGGUCAAGGUCGCGCAGCUCGAGACGCGCGCGCGCACCGUGGAUGUCUUUGAUGUUCGGCCUUAUUUGGGCUCGGCGCUGUUCCGCGCCAACGGGUAUGUUCUGCGAGGGGGGGUGGUCGAGAAGGUGUUCGUUGUUGGCGAUGAGUAG
Cutaneotrichosporon cavernicola is the source of this 2808-nucleotide messenger RNA. RefSeq lists its product as uncharacterized. The transcript is spliced from 2 exons. The record is from RefSeq and is a predicted model, not a curated record. Gene Ontology annotation, cellular component: MCM complex; nucleus. Gene Ontology annotation, biological process: mitotic DNA replication initiation; double-strand break repair via break-induced replication. NCBI's taxonomy places the organism in Eukaryota, Fungi, Basidiomycota, Tremellomycetes, Trichosporonales, Trichosporonaceae. Gene Ontology annotation, molecular function: single-stranded DNA helicase activity; single-stranded DNA binding; ATP binding. The coding region runs from base 1 to 2808 and encodes 935 amino acids.